AUGGUUGGAUCUUUCGACUACGUCGCAUUCCGCAGCGCUGUCACUAGCACGAGUGAGAACUUCAAUCAAGUGGCAGGUCGUGUCACAGGCCGUAUGUUCACCGACUCGCCACCAAGGAAGUGGACUGCGGGCGUCGCCCGGCGACUCUCCGCUCUCAUCGAGGCUAUCCUAGAUGGUCCGUGGACAUUGCAGGCAGUCGAGGAGAUCCUGUGCACCCACAUCCUGACUCGGAACUGGGUCGUGUCACUGAGCAAGGCUGAAACCUCGCUGAUACCUGAAGCACUCUUCACGGUCCUCAAAUGGUACUCAAGUACCCUGCUAGCUGGUGGGUCAGGGGAAGAACCCCUCCAAGACACGAUACGAAGUCGUGAGGGCCGCAUGCCCGUGCUCGUACACGAAGCGACGAACGCGUUGCCACCCGACCUCUUGCAGUGCUGGCUCCUCAAUGACAGACUGGCGGCCGUACCGACGACUGAGCUCCCGCAGAUCGUGGCGCAGAUCGACGACGGUGACAUCGUGAUGCAUAACGCUUCCCCUGGAGAAGCCCAGCAGGAUGCGCCUCGCUCAUCGGCAAAAUCUAAUGACCACGAUGCGGAGAAAGAGACAAAGACGGCGAAGGCAAUAGAGGAGGAGGGAGAAAGCGACGUCAUGGAUGACGACGUGGAUGAGUUAGAUGAAAGCGAUGUCGAGGAGCCAAAACGGGCGAAGAUGCGGCGAGAGGUGAGAAUUGAGUUCCGCGGUGAUUACAAGUGUGAUCGCUGCAAGCGCAUUGAUACGCGGGCCAAGAAGCUGGCAGCGAAGGACGGAAACGACCCCAACGUGGUCGCGCCGUCCAUGUGCACGGUCUCCGGGCGGCGUCAGCAGUGCGACUUCUGCGCAGAUGGCCGGAGAUCCAACUGCUCUGUGAAGGCAUACAUCAUCAACAACCUGGUCACCGUUGGUAAGGACCUUGUUGGCACGUACACACACGACCACACUCUCAAGGCCGGAGUGGUUGGUGUUGAGCCUGAUGGUGGGAAGACUACUAGCUCUAUGACCCGCGUGCCGUCUGGUCCGUCCCGCAAGAAACGCGUGGCCAACCUCGCAAAGCGCAAGAAUGCGGUGGUAGCGGCGAAGAAAGUCGCAGACAUUCACAUCCGUGCACGCCAGCCCCGCAUGCGUGCCCUGCCGCGUACUCCUACCGUCGCCUCAAAGGCUGAAUCAUGCUCACAUUCGGACGAUGAUGUCUCACUCGAUGAUGUCGAGACUGACGGCCUGAAGCAGGGGCGACCUCGUCUCUGCAGCCCUACUUGGGAGGAGGCCCAGGUGCAAACCCUGGCUGGCGAUGCUCGCAAACUCAGAACCGAGGUCGAUGAACUUCGCGGCACAUUGGCCGGGCUAGGUGUGAUCCGCAAUGAGAUUGCAGCCGAUCUUGCCAAAUAUCGCAGCGACAUGGAAGAAUUGCGCGCCAGUGCUGGGACGCACCACCUGGUCGCUAUAGAAUCAGGAUUAUCAGCGCUUGUCGACAGCGUCAAGAGGCAGUUGGCCGGUGUCGAUGAUCAUGUUGAGUACGACAUGCCCCGCCAAGCUGCUGGUAUGCCUGACAGAGAUGGUAGCGGCAGCGCCACAGUCCACAAUGUCGGCGUCGGACAGUCCAGCCAACAUCUGAAGGCUCACUUUGCAUAG
This is a messenger RNA of Fomitopsis serialis, 1665 nucleotides long. RefSeq lists its product as uncharacterized. Lineage: Eukaryota; Fungi; Basidiomycota; Agaricomycetes; Polyporales; Fomitopsidaceae. The record is from RefSeq and is a predicted model, not a curated record. Bases 1 to 1665 code for a protein of 554 amino acids. The transcript is spliced from 7 exons.